CUGAAUCAGGGAACUCAAGAAAAGAGUUGUACUCCUCCUCGAUUGAUUGAGUGAUUGAUGAUGAUUGAUCCCGGUCGCUGUGGAGGUUCUGCUGCUAUUCAUCAUCAGCAGCCAGCCAUCCAAACCAAGAUAUCUGCUUUAGCAAAUCAGGCCCGUGUUGUUGUUUGUUGUCGUGCCUUUCUGGCCGUGUUUGCCUAUGCGAUUUGCUCUAGUCUCCUAGUGGUGAUUACCAAACUCGCCUUCUUUGGAUUUCGGUACCCCUCCUUAUUCAAUGCAUUGCAAACCUCAACUUCAGCACUCGGGAUUUGGUUGUUUGGGAAAUUGGGUCUCUUGCAUUAUGAUCCCAUCACAACCUUACCCAGCGCCCUCAAACUCGGCGUUGUUGCUGUAAGAUUUUAUAUUUCACAUGCCGUGUACAUCUUGCUUUUGCACAUAGUCAACGUGGAUGCCGUCAUUGUGUUCCGUUCUUGUAUGCCCCUCCCGGCGUGUUUUGCUGCUACUUUUAUCUUCCACACACAGCCCCGUCGUCCAUCCAACUUGACCAUUUUGUCGUUGCUCCUCAUUUUGGUUGCCGCAGUUGGGUUUAUUGCUACUGAGUUUCAUUCUUUUAUGUAUGGAGCCUAUUUUGGGAUCUUUUAUGUUCUCAUUGCUUCACAAGAGAUGAUUCAGGUUUUGGAGUUCACGGCUGAGAACGGUUGCUCCAACUCAUGGGGUAUUUCCUUGUUCAACAAUCUGGUUGCAUUCGGGAUCUCAUUUCUAAUUUCUAUUUUGAGCGGGGAGCAAUCUGAUUUGUACGCCGCCUUGAAAUUACAAGGGGUUGGGCUGCAGAUGGAAGGUGUUGUUACAUUUCUGGCUUUGGCUCUCUCUUGUGUGUUAGGCUUCCUGAUUACUUUCUUCAAUUUCGAGGCUAGGAAAGCCGUAUCCGAUGAUGCCCUUGCUGUGACUGGUGCCGUGUCUAGGUUUUUGUCCGUGGGAAUUAAUGCGCUGGUCUGGGAAUGGCAUGCUGGUCCGGUCGGUUUGGCGUUCUCAUUCGUGACCAUUGCUGCUGCUCUUCUCUACCAGAAAUCAACCAUGGUUAAAACUGCUGGCGCACCCUCUGUCCUGCUGCAUUUCCAAGAAGAAGAAGAAGAAGAACUGAUCAGCAAGAAUGCCACCGAUGAUUUAGAAAUGGGUUUCCGGUAGAACCGAUAGUUUAUUUCAAGGUUGUACGUUGCUUUAUUGCACUUUAUUUCAAGUUUUCAACUCUAGUGUGGAUUGUUAGAAUUCAUUGUCACCAAUCUUACUGCUACUUUACUGCACAAGCCGAAGGAUGAAAGUGUAGCUGACACAAAAUCCCAACACACUCGGUAAUCUCACGCUUUAAAACAGAGGUACAACUUUGCAUUUUAUUUAUUAUAUAAGCAUAGUGACAGAGACCAUGUAAGAAUGGAG
Molecule: messenger RNA, 1431 nt
Organism: Oldenlandia corymbosa var. corymbosa
Lineage: Eukaryota; Viridiplantae; Streptophyta; Magnoliopsida; Gentianales; Rubiaceae
Source: the annotation of a GenBank genome assembly